Molecule: messenger RNA, 912 nt
Organism: Zingiber officinale
Lineage: Eukaryota; Viridiplantae; Streptophyta; Magnoliopsida; Zingiberales; Zingiberaceae
Exons: 7
Coding region: 307-912 (201 amino acids)
Biological process (GO): proteolysis
Molecular function (GO): cysteine-type peptidase activity
Source: RefSeq, a predicted model, not a curated record
AUAUAUGUAUUCUGAGCUUCAUAUUGUCACCCGUACAGGGGAGAUGCUGCCGAAAUUUCUUCGGACAGGGACUACCUGGGGCGUGACAGCAGGUGGUUCUACCAUUUCGAGUGUUAUGUGUUGAACAUAUCGUCUUCAAGAGAUUAUAUGCAAUAAGAUUAAAUUUGAGCUCUAUGGCAUCCUUUGGAAAGCUUAAAAUCAAAUCUGAUGGUGAUGACACAAUUCAUGCUUCAAGCAAGAGAAUAGGACAACCUGCAACGAUUGGGAAGGGCAAAGAAAAAAUUGCAUCUACAUCCACUAACAAACAUGCAUUUGACUGUCAUUAAACCUCAUAAGGAGAUUGUUUACUUGUUGGAUUCUUUAAGUCAUCGCAUUCGUGAUGAAGAUUGGAAAUAUGUUGUGGAAAUGGCGUUAAGAUUGUUUAAUUCGAACAAUGGAAGGAAAGGAAGAAAGUAUGUACAAUGGGAAGUAAUCAAGGCUCCUAGGCAGCCAGAUGCAAAACAAUGUGGUUAUUACGUGAUGAGAUUUAUGAGACAAAUUACUGAAGAAAUUGCAAUGAUCGAGGGGGAUACACUACCAUCGAUAUUCACAAAAGCGGAGUAUUCUCAAGAAGAAAUUGAUGAAGUGCACUCUGAGAUAGCCGAAUUUGAUCCUGAUAAUAUUUUUAUUGAUGAUAUUGUUGUUCAAGAUAUUCUUGAGGUUGCAAGUGUUAUUGAUAGGGAUGGAAGUGUAAGGACUUAUGCUAUGGAAACAAAGCCCCAAGAAUCACUACCACUCGAGCCAGUUGAGUCUGCAGUUCUACUUAUUUACGAUGGAAGUGUAGGGGAGACCGAAGAAUCACUUUCGUUGAUUGUUCCUAAUCCAGAACCAGAUCCUUACUUCACCAAGAUGAUGUCACAUUCACUGUUUUAA